AUGGAGGACCCAUUCGUUACCACGUCCGGGCAGACCCCUGCUCCGCGCGAAUCGCAUCGCUACUCCUCGUUCGACACCCAGCUGUUCAACCUGAACUCGUCUUCGCCCGCACAGGCGAAGCGCGCCUUGGAGGCUCAUCUCGCAGAGACCGAGCGACGAUUGGAGGAGGCAUCCAAAUUGGGCACGGCCCUUAUCGAGCAGCAGCAGGCCCUCACUGAUCGCUUGAAGGAAGUUGAGCAGCAGCAAGAUGAAGGAGAGAUGGGUCCAGAGCUGCGACAGCGGUUAGCCGACUUGGAGCAAGAAUAUAAUGAGAUUGGCCGCGAAACCGCUCGCGCCUUCUUGGGCCCCAAGCGCAUGGCAGCUGGCUUGGAGGACACGCAAUCAGGCACGUCAGGGUUUGACCAGAAGGUAAUCUCUAAUCCACUUCACACAUUGGCAAGGUUAACUCGAUGCUCUGAUUCUGACCACGGCCGCUCGUCUCAGUCUCCUCUCAGUUCUGCGCUCUUUGCCUCACAAUCGACCAAUUCGCCUAGCAAAGUGAGUGUGCCAUCUCGCAAACAGCGCAAUCAACCGUCCAGCCGUGUGCACGAUAUCGAGUUUGCCACGGAAAUCUCGACCUCUCUUCUCGCCCAAGUGCGUCAAUUACAGGCAAUGUUGGCGGAGAGGGAGGAAACGCUCAAGGCAGUGAAUCUCGAAAAAUCGCGAUUGGAGAUCGAGGCAGAGGGUUACUCGCAGCGAAUCCGCGCCCUCGACGAUAGCGAGCAGCGCUACAAGGAUGAGAACUGGGCUCUCGAGACACAGACUCAUGAACUCAUGGCUGCAAUCCGAGAUGCAACUGAGCGCGAGAAGCGGCUGAAUGCCAGUCUGAGCUCCGCGAACGCAGAGAAGAACGCAGUCGAGAGAGAAGUGGAGGAGUUGCGGCAAACCAAUGCCAAGCUGGCCGAGGAACAGGCGAUUGCGCAAAAAAUGAACGACUCGGAGAUCCAUCUUCUGCGCCGCAACCUCACUGCAGGCGACGCGGAAAAGCUCGCUCUCCAGAAGAAGCUCGAGGAACUGACCGGUCAGAAUCAAGAGCUGGCUAAGGCAGUUGCCAUGCGCAUUCGUCAAUACGAGUCGCAAGAUGCCCGAGCCCUGCCGGACGAGCUCAACGAUGAUGAUGACGACCAGGUCACGCCCGAGAGUUCGCCUCCACAAUCACCCAACAAGUUCACCCCUCGACAUGGCCACCUGGAGACUGAAACACUCAAGAGCUCGCUCGGCCAUGCGCAUCGAAUGAUCCAGAAUCUCAAAAGUACAAUUCACCGCGAGAAGACUGAAAAGAUCGAGUUGAAGCGCAUGUUGCAGGAAGCUCGAGAUGAGGUGGAGCAGCGUCGUCGCGAGACCAACGCCUCCAAUGCUUCCGUUAAGCGGUUGAAGACAAAGGAAGCAUCGGUUCGCAAGCCUGCCCGCCCGGACCUUCUGGGGGCUGGUCGGAAAGAGAGGGCAUCCGUGGAGCUGGAAUUCCAUGAUACGGACUGGGAGGACAAUGCCGGCCAGGGUAGUCCAACCAGGCCCGCCGCACCUGCUAGGGAUGCGCGAACUCGGUCCAUGGUCGACUCCUCGACUGAUGAGCCGAGCGAUGUGUACCAGACCGCGACCGAGGCCGAGGAAGGCUUCGAGACAGCCAAUGAGCGUGCCACAGCGACCGAAAGUGACGCUUUCCAGACUGGCCUCGAAAGCAUGGCUGGUGACAGCAGCGAUGAUUCGGCUGAUCUGACAGAGACCGAAACCAGCCUUCAGAGGACCCCCCGCACUCGUCAGCCAUCUCUGCUCAUGAGCAAGACACGCGAUCGCGAUCCGUACCACAGCACAGCCUCGGCCACAUCUGAUGAGGAGGAUACUGAUGGCGGAUUCCCAUCGCCCGGACAACAAACCCAUUUCUCUGGGCGCCGAGUUCGGACCAAGCGAAGUGUGCUCCGGCGAAUCCGUCCCUCUGGUGAGGCUCCGAUGGCAAUCAACAGCCGCCCGUCCAGCGCACGCGCUUCUCCUGCUCCGAGCUUCGAGGAGCAACCUGCGCCUCUCGGGGGUCAGAGCCUCUUCGCGGAACUCGCAGAGUUGGAGGGUGGUGAUGAAGACGACGAUGGAGAUACUGUUGCAGCUUCUCCACUCUCAACUCCACGCAUGAGCCCUUCAAAUGACUCUCGUAGACCAUCCGAGGUGAUGCUUGACACAAUUUCCGAGCCUGUCAUGGUUGACUCAGGGGUGAUGACUGAUCCAUGGGAGCCCAGUACGUCCAUUACUGGUAUGAUUGGCGCCGCGGCUGCGGGAGCUACCGCUGCUGGCGCAACUGGAGCUGUGCUUUCCACCCUGCAUGACCGGCCAACUACUCCUCGACCGAAUAUUGGGCGUGAUGUUACUCCGAACGACGAUGAACAGCCCGGCAUGACCAAUUCAAGCACCCAGUGGACACCCCUCAAGCAUGUCAAUGUGGACCAAGAUCAAAUGGCGAGCGUCCCAACACCACCCAAAAUGGCUUGGGACGAUCGGUCAGUGAAGGUAGAGCUGGUUGAAGCCGGUACGCAGGCUGAGCCGGUGGAAAUGAGUGUCGCCUCCAUUUCCAGUCAGGAAACCCUCCCUCUACCGCCGCGUCUGCCUGAGCUUACUACCUCAUAUUUCUCUUGCGGUUUCACUGCGCCCGAGGAACAUACGAGUCCAGUUCUUGAACUUCCCAAGCUGGUCUGCUCCUCAAUUGAGUCCCAGUCGACUGCGCCUAAACAGGCAGUUGUUCCACCGCUUGAGCCCGUCAUACCCUUUGAACCUGUGCGAGAGCUUCCUGAGUUGUCGCUGUCUUCUCACUUUGUUCACUUCACGGAGCCGAUUCAAGCUCAAUUGGCCGAGCCCGAACCUCAGCCAAUCCCUGUCGUUGAGGAAGUUGAAGUGCCCCAGAUGGAGGUGUCAAAUGUCGCUUCGCAGCACACUGAACCAGCAAUGGCCGUUCCAGCCCCUGCGCCCGAACCGAUCGUUCUUCCUGCGCCGGUGCCAGUACCUAUCCUGCCAGAGUUGGCAAUUUCAGAGCUAGCUGUAGCUGCAACAGUUCCGGUCAAGGCCAUGCCUGCCCCCGCACCGGAGCCAAUAGUCCCCAAUCUCUCGUUGUCUCUGCUUGAGCUUUCAUCGACAGAGCCAGUGCAAGCCAUGGUGGCUCCUCCACCGGAACCAAUCGUUAUUCAAGCCCCAGUCCCAGAGCCUGUCCUCCCAGAUCUGACGAUUGCUUUGACGGAACCGACAUUCACCGAGCCCAUUGCGCCAGCGGUGGUUGGGUUACCGGACCACCCGGUUCACGCUAUCUCUGAUCUCAGCUUUAUCGAGACUAAACCCUCGGAAGCUCUUGCCAAGCCUGUCAUUUCAAUGAGCCACAUCGCCAUGCAAACAGAUUUUACAGAUAUGGCAAAGGCUACAGUGAUGACCGCUACUGCCAUGGAGAACGGAGGCGUAUCACCCGACAUGGAGCAACGAGCUGGCAUCGAUCACACUGCUGAGCGACGAGUCAGUGCUGGAUUGGCUUUGAAUGAUGUGGCUGGCAAUGCAUUGCUCCCCGAGUCCGAUAGACAACAACCAAGCUUCGUUAGCUCUGAUCACGGCUGCCAGACGAUCCUAUCUUCCAAGCAGAUCGACCAGAUCUUGAUGGAUCGAGACUCUUCUCGUCCGAUCUCUUCCGCCAGCUCUGGUAAACACGCCGCAGAAAUGGCCGCAAUUGGUGCAGCAGCAGUGUCUCCCUUUGCUAUUCCCAAGCUCCGAUCUACCAGAUCUGCGACAUCGAGCCAGAGACGUCCGGAUACCGCAACAAGCCAGAAUUCUUCCCUCAGCGUGCACCCUCCAUUGCCAGCUGACCAUCGUGAAGCUAUUGCCGCUGCGGAGAAGAAGUCUAUCGACCUUCCACAUGCACCAUUGCCCGCCAACAUGGGGCCCCCUGCAGCACCAGCUUCAGCUUACCGAGUGAACGUGCAAGCCGCUCCGCGCACGCCCAACGAGCCCAGCACAGGUCCUGGCUCUGCUCGGACCUUGUCCACUCAGGCGCGCGUGCGCAGAGGUAGCCAGAGCCAAAUGUCAAGGCGGUCCUCGGUGUCCUCCUUUGCUUCUGAGCUCGAUGAGCGGUUCAAUACUUCUUACGCUGGACCUAUAGCCAACGGCUACAAUGCCAACACGGACCCGCGCAUGAUCCAAGCAAUCACGCAGACUAUGAUUGGUGAAUUCUUGUGGAAGUAUACGCGCAAGACUGGUUCCUCUGACAUGUCAUCUACCCGACAUCGCCGCUACUUCUGGGUUCACCCUUACACGCGCACACUAUACUGGAGCGAGCAGGACCCCCAGACCGCAGGCAAGGCCCAGUUGCGAACCAAGAGUGUGCCCAUUGAGGCUGUGCGUGUAGUUGCAGAUGAUAACCCGUACCCUCCGGGUUUGCACUGCCGAAGCCUGGAGGUUGUUAGCCCUGGCCGCCGGGUCCGCUUCACCGCAACGACGAGUCAAAGGCAUGAAACUUGGUACAAUGCCUUGUCUUAUCUGCUUCUCCGAGACGGAAGCAAAAAGUCUGAAGACAACGGCAGUGUGACCUUGGAUGACAUUGAUGAAUUCAAUCCCGGAUUCCGAUCGUCGUCCCGUCUGGCCACUCGCAUGUCUGUUUCCUCGUACAACAGCCGCACACUUCGCCAGAGGCCGCAGCGCGCCACCUCAGCCAUGUCAAUGCGAUCUGGAGCAGGAACACCUGGACGAGCUUCUCCUGCAUUGAGCACCUCAGGGCCCAGUGGAUCCUUACAAGUCCCGGAUGAUUCCCACCCGAGGUCUUCUUCUCGCCUCAGCUCGAUCCUGAAUAGCUCCAUUCGUGGCUCAUUUUCCAGUCUGAAGACCCGUAAUGGACAGCCAGCAAGUCUUCCCGAUGAGAGCAUUCGCGACAAGCCCAGCAUGGAAACGCUUUCACAUGAGGCCGACGAUGAAGACCGGCUAGAGAACGUCCGCGCGUGCUGCGAUGGCAAGCAUGACGUGGGUUCGCUCUCACGCAACAGCAAGUUCAGCCCGCGGGUCAACCGCAUGCAUUCUCAUCAUUAA
Molecule: messenger RNA, 5079 nt
Organism: Penicillium diatomitis
Lineage: Eukaryota; Fungi; Ascomycota; Eurotiomycetes; Eurotiales; Aspergillaceae
Product: putative nuclear migration protein (ApsA)
Exons: 1
Coding region: 1-5079 (1692 amino acids)
Biological process (GO): dynein-driven meiotic oscillatory nuclear movement; microtubule cytoskeleton organization; maintenance of protein location in cell cortex
Cellular component (GO): mitochondrion; cell cortex
Molecular function (GO): phospholipid binding; tubulin binding
Source: RefSeq, a predicted model, not a curated record